AUGUCGCAUCAAAUGGCGCCAUGGGUACCCAUGUUCAUUCAAUCGUGUAAAAACAAUACAGAACCAUUUGUAUCAUUUCAAUUUGCUACCGUUGAUAAACUAACGAACAAACCACGUUGUAGAACGGUCGUGUUUAGAGAUUUUUUAUUUCACGACAAAAAGACUAACGUGUUAACUUUUAACACAGAUAUGAGGAGUUCAAAGAUAACUGAAUCAUUCUUGGCACCAAAGUCAAGUAACUGUCGCGGCAAUAAAAAGUGCGAAACCCCAUUUUUUGAAGCGUGUGUCUAUUUCCCAGAAACUUGGGAACAAUAUCGGUUCAGUGGCCAAAGCUUUACAAUAUCGAGACAGUUCAAGGAAAUUCCAGACGAUAUUGUAGCCAAGUAUGAUAUAUUUUCACCACGGUUCUCAGAAACAAGUGACGACAGUACUGACGAAGACACGGAUACUUCAAUUAACGAUGACAACGAUAAAAAUAAUGACAUUAACGACGAUAACAAACUUAUAGAAAUAACAGAUAACGAUGAACGCCAUAACGCUGAGAAUGAUUACUACCCAAAACCAGAAGAAUGGGAGGCAGAACUACUAAGACAAUGGUCCUCUCUGUCAAGACAUACUAAAUCAUUGUAUAGAAAGCCAGCACCAGGCCAGAAGCUUACCUCUGAAACCAGCAAGCAAUUGGACAAACUCCAUAGAGGUGUUGAUGGUGCUAAAGAGGAUGUAGGCCUGGAAAAUUUUGGUAUCGUUUGUCUUUGUGUUGAAUCUGUUGAUUUUUUGAAUUUGAAAGAGGGAAGAGGUGGUGAAAGAUGGGUUUUCCAGAAAACUGACGGCAAAGACGAAGAUCUGUGGGAGGAACAAGAAGUGUGUCCGUGA
Saccharomyces mikatae IFO 1815 is the source of this 873-nucleotide messenger RNA. RefSeq lists its product as uncharacterized. NCBI's taxonomy places the organism in Eukaryota, Fungi, Ascomycota, Saccharomycetes, Saccharomycetales, Saccharomycetaceae. Gene Ontology annotation, molecular function: FMN binding. The coding region runs from base 1 to 873 and encodes 290 amino acids. The transcript has a single exon. The record is from RefSeq and is a predicted model, not a curated record.